Messenger RNA from Hyla sarda, 821 nucleotides. It is a transcript of the gene AP5S1, whose product is annotated as adaptor related protein complex 5 subunit sigma 1. The record is from RefSeq and is a predicted model, not a curated record. Gene Ontology annotation, cellular component: cytosol; AP-type membrane coat adaptor complex; late endosome. The transcript has 4 exons. NCBI's taxonomy places the organism in Eukaryota, Metazoa, Chordata, Amphibia, Anura, Hylidae. Gene Ontology annotation, biological process: endosomal transport; double-strand break repair via homologous recombination. Bases 147 to 749 code for a protein of 200 amino acids.
AAAGACGUACACGCGGGUCAUGUGACAAGGUCUUCGUUAUCAUGGCUGCCGCAUAUUCUAGUGGUCUCUACAGAGUCAGCGGAACAGCUUGAUGUGUGAGCGGAGGACAAGACCAGGAGUCACAUAACCAGGAGGAGAGCGGCACCAUGGUCUACGGCUUCAUCAUUCACACGGUGGCGCCCCCUGGUGGUGGGGAGUCCUGCAGGGUCCUGUACCACCGCGUCUUCUCCUGCGGGUUGGUGGAUGAGCAGCGGAGGACGGAUGAAGAUUUCUUGGAGAAGGAGACGAUCAGGAGGAAGGAGCAGAUGGCGGACGUGGCCCGACAGGUGGAGUCACGGUGUCUCCUGAGGCGUCAGCUCUCCGCCCGUCCGGCCGCAGACUUUGCCACCCAUUCCCCAGAGGAGACGGUCUCUCUCCACGAGGAGGAUGUCGGGGUGCUGGGGUUACCACCGGGGGAGCCCUUCCCACAGGAGAUGACGGUGCUGUAUGUGGGGGUGCACUACCUGGGCUUCUCUCUCAUCUGUGACCCUCAGGAGAACCUGACGCUGGCGGAGAUGACGCUGAGGAUGGUGGCCAAGUAUCUGCUGGAGACCCUGCGCCUCCUGACGCACAGCAGCAACGCCAUCCUCCGCGCCGACAAGGUGGAGCUGACCCUGGACAAGUUCAUCCCGCAGGGGGCGCUGCUGUUCCUCAGCCACCAGGCCGUGCAGGCGCUAGAGAAGGAGCUGAGCAGCUGCAUGACCCUCUGAGGAAACCUACAGAGCACCCCACCAGAGGACAUCCGAUCCUUUAUGUAAAUAAACCUCUUCAGCUUUCUAAGA